UGUCAGUAGGAAGUUUCCUGGGAACAGCAGUUUACUUCUUCAUCCUUUGUUCAAUCCCUCGAAGGAAACCUGGAGUUUAUUCCCAGAGCCUAUGAUCCUGGUUCCAAGCCUGAGAGGCCAUUGACUGCUCCUCCAGGCUCUUCUUUCCAAAGCCCUCGACCAUGUCCACGCCCUGGAAAAUCCUCCCACGUUGCGCUCUCUUCUUCUCCCUCUUCCUCCGCCUCUGCGUCGCGGAUGUGGGCACUGCCGCCUACUACGGCCCGCCUUACACUCCCACGGUCUGCUUUGGCGGAGACACGAGCCGGUUUCCUCCAAACAACCUCUUCGCGGCGGCGGGCGAGGGGGUAUGGGACAACGGCGCAGCUUGCGGGAGGGCGUACACGGUCCGAUGCCUCAGCUCGCCCACUCCGAAGGCCUGCGUCAACGGCAGCACAGUCCAGGUCAAGGUCGUCGAUCAGGGCAGCAUGCUGAACUCGAUGCCGUCCACCAACGGCACGACGUUGGUCCUGUCAAACGCAGCGUUUCAGAUGAUUGCGAGCUCGAUGGCUUCCAUCAUCAACAUCGAGUUCGCGCAGGUUUGAUCUGCGUGUCGAAUGAAAGGGGUUGCGAACUUGUGUUCGUCUUACGAGCUUCCUGUUGGUGUCUUUCAAUCUGAUUGCUUUCUCAUGCUAUAUCUCAAGAACGAUCUUCACAUCUA
Molecule: messenger RNA, 697 nt
Organism: Musa acuminata AAA Group (dessert banana)
Lineage: Eukaryota; Viridiplantae; Streptophyta; Magnoliopsida; Zingiberales; Musaceae
Product: EG45-like domain containing protein
Exons: 4
Coding region: 162-581 (139 amino acids)
Source: RefSeq, a predicted model, not a curated record